Lineus longissimus is the source of this 3380-nucleotide messenger RNA. RefSeq names its product potassium voltage-gated channel subfamily C member 3-like. The record is from RefSeq and is a predicted model, not a curated record. The coding region runs from base 360 to 1796 and encodes 478 amino acids. Gene Ontology annotation, cellular component: membrane; voltage-gated potassium channel complex. The transcript has 2 exons. Lineage: Eukaryota; Metazoa; Nemertea; Pilidiophora; Heteronemertea; Lineidae. Gene Ontology annotation, molecular function: voltage-gated potassium channel activity; protein binding. Gene Ontology annotation, biological process: protein homooligomerization; potassium ion transmembrane transport.
UAAUUUAAUAAUAUCAUAUAUCAUGGUCUCUCUCUUUCAAAAGUUCAACAAGCUUUCAGAGUAAUUAAGCGACGUUCUUUACAUUGCGUCUCAUGUUCCAGCCCGGAUUGUGGAUAAAUUCUGAAUUAUUGAUUUCGCUUCAACAGUGGAACUAAUUGAAUUUUUAUGUGAGCUGCGCUUUCAUAUCACAAGCACUUUAUUGUGUCCGCCGUCGAAUCUGAUGAUGCGACUCAGUUUUCGUUUGCUGUUUGAUAGCGCGACAUCGGACGAGACGACAGGUUGAUUUCCCACUGCCACAACUUUCGUUAGUGAGAUUCUCAUUACGGACUAGGGAACUUCGCUUCGCUUCUUCUAGCUAGAUGGUUAAGGACAAAGAUAUCAGUGUCUUUACAGUAUCCAUGGAGGGGGACUACCCUUACAAAAACCCACUGGCAUACACAAAUUUCAACCCAAUGAGCAACCUCGCAAAACGCGAAAUGGAUAACAACAGGAAAGACGAGUUGAAGCACGAAAUGAAGCAAAGGCUGGACACGUGUAAGGUAAAAAUUGACGUAAGGGGGAGCGUGUUCGUCACCGCGGCGAACACCAUCAACAAGAUCCCAGGGACCAAGCUCUCCUGCAUGCUCCGCACAAAGGAGUACUGGGACAAAGACGCGGGCUCCUACUUCUUUGAUCGAAACCCAGAUGUCUUUAAUUCGGUCUUGGAUGGCUACAGCAAGGGGAAGUUCCACAUCCCGUCCCACAUGUGCGUCACGGAUUUUCUCGAAGAGUUGGAUUUCUGGGAUAUACCACAUUCGAUGAUUGCGAAAUGCUGUACAGGCUUGGUUUGGGAUUCGAACAAGGAGAAAAAGGCAUCUGAGGCGGUGCAGAAGGAACUAUUGUCUGGUCUCGAAUAUUACCGGAAGGCCAUUGACGUCACUACCGGUUGGAGGGCGUACGCGCUGAGGAUGUGGCUGUUCCUUGAUGACCCGAAUUACUCGAAGGGUUCUAAGGCAUUCUCGUUUUUUAUAGCCUUGAUCGUGAUCCUUCAAAUUCUUCUCAUCACCUUAACAACCAAUGUCAUGAUCUUGGAGACUCUGAACCUUCCUGUUAACGGCACAAAGUACCUCCGGUUGCGCAGCCGCUAUGAGGACAUCGCAACACGAAUUCCGGCCAUUGCGCUGAACGCCAUAUUGACUAUUGAAAUCGUCGUCAGGUUCGUCGUUUGCCCCGAAAAAAGAAAUUUUCUAAAAUCCCUGUUGAACUGGGUAGAUAUUGUAGCAACGAUAAGCAGUUGGAAUAGCUUGUUGAUAUUUUCUGGUCGCGGACCUCUUGAAUAUACUUCAGGAACCGAUCUGUAUGUUGUUCUAGUGAUCAUGUUGCCGACUCUCCGUGUUUUCAGUAUUCUCCGCUUGGCGCGCUGCUUCACCGGAACUAGAAUUGUGUUACUGGUGCUUCGGCGCAGCCUACCGGAACUUGUAACGCUAAUAGCGUUCCUAUCUGUGGGAAUGGUAAUAUACGCGUUCCUGUUUUAUUUAGCAGAGUUAAAAUUUGAAGGCUCUGACAUCACCGACAUUCCGAGAGGAAUAUGGUUGGCUAUUAUCACUAUGACUACGGUAGGGUAUGGUGACAUCCGCCCCGUGACCUUCCCAGGAUGCAUUGUGGGUGGCAUGUGCGCUGUCACGGGGAUUGUUUUGACGGGACUGGCCAUUCCUAUCAUAUCGGGUAAUUUCAACCUGUAUUAUCGAGAUGUUAACCACUGUCUUCAAAAGCAGAAGGAAUCCGCGCAGGAGUCGUCAAGCACGUCCAAAUCUUGAAGCCAUUCAGAAUGAAAUGGAUGCUUUAAAUAUUUUAUUCGUUUGAUGUCCAAUUUUACUGGUAAGUGUAGAUUCUGGUAUCAUCUAGUUUCAUAGUAUUUAUUUGCACUAUGAGCACUGAUGGAAUCGAAACAAAACGCCAUGUCUAUCCAAAUUGAACAUAAUGGCGUAUGGUAUCACACGAUGCCAAAAUUGGACUUAAUGAGGCAAUGAAAUAUAAACUGUAUUGUCGUAUCCUCAGAAAAUAUCUGAUAUCUGAUUUAAAUUCCGAGAGGACAAUUCAUCUCAAUGAAAACACGAGCUUGAGCUAAUGAAACAAUGUACGCGGUAAAUGAGGAAUUGAUACCAAACCGGAUGUAUUGGUUGGCUCACCAAUGACAAUAAUUUUCUCCCAUAACCGAGGUGCCUCGCUGGAGUUUUGGGCAAAAGCGCCAGCCCCACCUGAGCUGUGUUUGGUGACAUAACCAAUACCGUCAAAGAGGAAUCAAUUUCUGUUCUAAAACACCUUAAACUGAGCAUUAUGUGUUUUGACUUCUUCCCGACUUCUUCCAUAUUUUGGUAACCGCCAACCAUAACCACUGCUGUCAAAACGAGGCACACUGCAUUAUACACUGUUAACAGUAGUACAUGUUACCACGGUGUUUUAGGAUACUAACGUACAUGUACCUUACCAUCAGAGGGUAAAAUUCAUGUGAAACGCCGUAUGUUCAAAUGUUUGAUAACACAAUCCCUAACCCUCGAAAAUAGAGAUUUUUGCACCAGCAUCAAACAGCUCAUUAAGGUAAUUUGUAUUCUAUUGAAAUUCAUUGAGAGUCGAAACCUCAUUACAGACUAAUAAAACGGAUACGCCAAAAACCGGAUUUUUCAAUAAUUAACCAGAAAGCCGCGAUAAAGCACUACAACAGCAAAAUCAUCCACUUCAUGGGUUUGCUUUCUCUCAAACACUAAGCGUCGAGUGUUUCAUUUAAUCAUUGAUGAACGAAGUGGGGCUAGUUUCAGACACUGGCGCAUGCUCUAUUCGCUAAAAUAAUUACAUGUAUCGUGAUAUGGAAUGGUGUUCGCAGUGAGGGUGUUUCAGCUAAUUGAAUUUCGGUAUUUUGUGCCUAUUCAACCCCUCAAAAUGCAGUCAACAUGGUAAACGAAUCGGUUAUUUCCCAAGAACCAUAUCAGAAUUUGCCAGUCAAGAAGCGACUUGGCGAUUUUUUAGAAAUCAACGAGGAUUUAAAAAAGGUUUGAAGGUUUUUCGGCCAACACUGCUAUGUUCACCUCUAAGAGAUUUUUUUUUUUUUUUUAAACAACACUCCCAACGGUUUUUGAGUUUCUAAAAAAAUGCUUUUGCUGAUAUAUGUAUAUAUCUUUCAUUCAUUUUUGGUUUUAAAUUGUGAUACUAAGUGCUUCUUUGCUAAUCUUGGUAAUUACUAGUGCGGUUGUAUAUACUAUGUAUAACUAAUUAUGGAUUAAAUCUAUGAUCCAACUUGGUAUAAUUGUAGAGUCAACGAAUGUGCAUGAAAGAAACCUGUAUUUUGCUUGACCAUAUCUUUAUCAUUUCCUUACGUAUAUGUUAUAAAUGUCGAAUAAAGUCUU